Molecule: messenger RNA, 1377 nt
Organism: Dipodomys spectabilis (banner-tailed kangaroo rat)
Lineage: Eukaryota; Metazoa; Chordata; Mammalia; Rodentia; Heteromyidae
Gene: Tex44
Product: testis expressed 44
Exons: 1
Coding region: 1-1377 (458 amino acids)
Source: RefSeq, a predicted model, not a curated record
AUGACCACCCAGCCCCCAGAAGAGGCUGAGGCCACUAACAACUCCCCCUAUGGCCCUCCCUGUGCCUGGCUGGACAACCAGGCUGACUACAGCCCUGAGGAGUACUUGGUAUUAGACCCCGUCCCUGACGAUGUCUUAGAGGAAACACGCCCGGAAGCCAACGCCCAGGAAGAAGAUGAAGACCAGGCCUCCCUGGAGGAGUCCACCUGCAAGGCCAAGCCAACCUCUGGGGACCAAAACCAGGGAGACGCUGGGGGCGGCCACAGCCAGGAGAACCUAGAAGAGACCACGGCGAUCUUGUCCACAAACCGGAACUUGUUCGUGGGUUUCCAGAACCCAGUGUGGGACAUGCUGGCUGAAAACACCCGGAAAAUAAGAAGCCGCACUCUGUCCCCCAACGGCUCCCAGACAGAGGACAAAGCCCCGGAGACGGAGGACAAAGCCCCAGAGAUGGAGGGCAAAGCUCCGGAGACGGAGGACAAAGCCCCGGAGAUGGAGGACAAAGCCCCAGAGAUGGAGGACAAAGCCCCGGAGACGGUGGACGUUCCUGAGGGCCUGGCAGAAGCAGAUCCAGCGACCCCAGAAGCGGAGGCCCCGUCGGUCCAGCCCUCCGGGGGUGCUGCUGACCCGUGCUCACCCCACACCAGCGGUUCGGAGAGCGGGGAGGACGCCAAGGCCUCCAACUCGGAAGUGGAGGCGUGCCCGCAGGAGCUCACGGCGGGGCCGCAGGAGGUCAUGGAGGGGCCGCAAGAGGUCAAGGAGGGGCCGCAAGAGGUCAAGGAGGGGCCGCAGGAGGUCACAGCAGGGCCACAGGUCACGGAGGGGCCGCAGGUCACGGCGGGGAAGGACAUAGUCAUUUUCACCAGGGACCUGCCGGCCUGGCCUUUCCCUCCGACCCCGACGUGCAGCGCCCCAUCCUCGCCAGGCCUGGAGCAGGCGUCCCGGGGGAGGCGACCCCUGAACCCCAGCAUGUACGGGACGGACGAGGAGAACAACUACAUGCGCUCCAUGACCAGCCUGCUGGGCGGCGGCGAGAGCAGCAUCAGCUCGCUGGCCGACAUCCUGGUGUGGUCCGACAGCUCGGUGGGCAUCGGCAUGGGCAUGGCCACGGCCCUGCUGGCCUCGGGGCGCAGCAACCCGGCCGACCUGCUGUACGGCGCGGGGCCCGGCCUGCGCACCAUGUCCAGCAUCCUGAGCAGCGCCAGCUCCGUCAUCUCCUCCGGCCUGGCCUCGGGGACCAGCCUGGCCGUGCGCUCGCUCACGCACGCGCUGGAGUCGGUGGAGCGCCGGACCGUGGAGGGCAUCCGCUCGGCCGUGCGCUUCCUGACCAAUCGCCUGACCCCGCGCUGGGCGCAGGCGGGGCCGGACGCUGACUGA